GGACCAAGUCGGAUGCUUACUAUCAAGGUCACUGCUGCUGGAGCAUGCAAUGAGGGUCAGGCAACGGUCAGUUUGCCAGAACUGCCGAUCUAAGAAGCUCGGUUGUGAUGGAAAGUUGCCUGAGUGUAGUCAGUGUCUAUUAACAGGACGCCAAUGUCCAGGGUACCCAGCCAAAUGGUCCUUCGUACAGAGCCAAUCAAAACCCGCCCAGAGCAGAAGAUUGCCAUCCAACGUAUCAAACCAGGUUCUCAGCUCCCAAGAAAUUGUAUCGAAUGAUUCGCAUUUAGAGGACUUUGCUUGUCAGCCAUCUAACGAAAUCAGUCUGCACCAAACGCGAGGCGCAGCCUGUAAAUUGCGUCGCGCCGAGAAGGUUGAUCUCAUUAUACGGAGCUACGUGCCCGAUGAAGAAUUAUUCCCCCCUGACCUUAUUUCUAAUGAGCCACGGCCUCGCAUAUGUGGAUCAUGGGUCGAAGUUCUUCCAGCUAUGAGUGAAAAUCCUGACUCCGAUAUCAUUCUGGCUGCCGCGAACGCUCUGUCAACCUCAAUCAUGUCUCGGAGGCUUUCAGAAAGGGCCUCUAGUAUCAACAGCACACGUAGCUACCUUACCGCUCUCCAAAUGAUGCGAGAGGAGCUCGGUACGGCAAAAAAAUCGUCAGAUCGAGAGCUACUGGCAUCAAUAAUGUGCCUCAGCUUGGCAGAAGUUAUGUUUCCAGGCCCAACCGAAGGUUUAAAGAUGCACAUCAAUGCCGUGGCACGAAUACUUCAGGCUAAUGGGCCGCAGCGCUAUCAAACUGGAGUUUCCCACAGGCUAUUUAUUGGCUUCCGCCCUUUAUUGAUGAUAAACGCAAUUCAAUGCCGGACUCCGUCUUUUCUGGGCUCAGACAAUUGGAAGAUGAUUCCAUUUGCAAUAUUUAGGCCAUCCCCGAUGCAAAGCCUUCUCAGCCAGGCCGCUGCCCUUCCAUUGAUUCUGCAUAGAAUUGACAACAUAUCUGGUCGAGAAGCCUCCAUUGGAGAUCAAACUGAAGCUACCUCUAUAUUGAACAGCGUUGGUGACUUGCUGAACAGCCUAAAUGAAUGGGAGGCGUCUGAAGCAAACAAUGCGACGUCUCCCCUUUACUGGUACCGAGAUCAGAGCACAAAGGCUUCGGAAAUCCCCUGUAUCUGGUUUCCCGGUAUCACUAUGGCCAACGCGAUUACCUAUAUCUGGGCGUUUCGCAUCAUAUGUCUUUACGAGAUGGAACGUCUUGCGUCUUCCCUCCCGCAGGCUAACUUUGACUACUGGAGGAUUCUGAAGGAACACCACAUUGAAAGUGUCCAGAAAAGUUCUGCGAACCUGCUGAGGCAGAUAUGCGAAAGCAUGGAGUAUCUUCUUCAAGAAGAAAUGAAGCUCUUCGGUCCUGCUUCUACAAUCCUACCUCUUCAGGUGGCCUACGCGGUAGCCACAACGAAUGGUAAUCAGCACAACUUGGAAUUAGCUGUCCUGAAGAAGGUUGUCGACCGGCUAGUCUGCAAAGGUCUUCAAUCGUUUCCGAUCAUGAUAUUCGAAAGGAACUCUUUCUUGCACAGAUGGGAUAGAUUAUAAGAUAGGUAAUUCACAAGAUUGAUGGGUG
Molecule: messenger RNA, 1610 nt
Organism: Aspergillus welwitschiae
Lineage: Eukaryota; Fungi; Ascomycota; Eurotiomycetes; Eurotiales; Aspergillaceae
Exons: 4
Coding region: 50-1582 (510 amino acids)
Biological process (GO): regulation of DNA-templated transcription
Molecular function (GO): DNA-binding transcription factor activity, RNA polymerase II-specific; zinc ion binding
Source: RefSeq, a predicted model, not a curated record